GUCAUGGAAAGCCAGUCUUUUCAAUGCAAACUUCAACUCCUCCUCCUCCUCCCUCUAAUGCCUGUAACUCACAGCCGACGCUGGGCGAGGAAUCCGGAGGGGAGAUUUUCCUCAUGCUCAACGCUGUCGGAAACUGGGAGAGUGAGAGAAACGAGGAAGGGGAUCUGUGGCGCCGUCUACCUACUACCAGCCUAACAAGGGAAGGGGGCACCUAGAUUUGCAUCUUCUCUUCGUGGUGAUUGAGAACUGCAGGUUUAAUCGGAGCCCACUGAGCACUGGCGAUUGCUUAUUAAAAAAAAUCGACACUGGGAGAAGGGAGGCUCUGUCUUCGGCUGUCAGACUCGAUCACGGAGGUGGUUUUGGUGUGUGAGUGUGUGUGCUGGGGUUUUUUUUUUCUUUCUUUUUUCCCCCCUUUUUUUCCUUUCCUUCUUUCUUUCCUUUUCCCCCCUUCUCUCCUAGGAGCUACACAAUGGCAGUCUUCUCUCAGUGAGAUGCAUCCUGCUUUGCCUUCUGCAGACCCACCCAUCCUCAUAGCGAUCAAGUAAAAGGCUAUGGUUUUCUCUUUGGGGAUCUUUUGUGCAUUACUGUUCUCCCUGAUUAGUUCUGGACUCAGUUGGGAUUUCUUUGCUUUUUCGUUUGGCUUCAAGCUGGAAAAGGAUUUUUUCCCCACCCUUUGGUGAUAAUCCAGUGGUGAUCGAGGGGGAUAAAUCAUUCACCCUGGCCGAAAAAAAACAAUCACUGAGAAGUCUCAAAGAAAUACACCACGUGAGGGGAAAAAACUGGGAGAAGACCCGGAAUAUUAUCGUUUUUCCUAUGGUAAAACCGGUGCCCCUCUUCAGGAGAACUGAUUUCAAAUUAUUAUUAUGCAACCACAAGGAUCUCUUCUUUCUCAGGGUGUCUAAGCUGCUGGAUUGCUUUUCGCCCAAAUCAAUGUGGUUUCUUUGGAACAUUUUCAGCAAAGGAACGCAUAUGCUGCAGUGUCUUUGUGGCAAGAGUCUUAAGAAAAACAAGAACCCAACUGAUCCCCAGCUCAAGGGUAUAGUGACCAGGUUAUAUUGCAGGCAAGGCUACUACUUGCAAAUGCACCCCGAUGGAGCUCUCGACGGAACCAAGGAUGACAGCACUAAUUCUACACUGUUCAACCUCAUUCCAGUGGGACUGCGCGUUGUCGCCAUCCAGGGAGUGAAGACAGGCUUGUACAUAGCCAUGAAUGGAGAAGGUCACCUCUACCCAUCAGAACUUUUUACCCCUGAAUGCAAGUUUAAAGAAUCUGUUUUUGAAAACUAUUAUGUAAUCUACUCAUCUAUGCUGUACAGACAACAGGAAUCUGGUAGAGCCUGGUUUUUGGGAUUGAAUAAGGAAGGGCAAGUUAUGAAAGGAAACAGAGUAAAGAAAACCAAACCAGCAGCUCAUUUUCUACCCAAGCCAUUGGAAGUUGCCAUGUACCGAGAACCAUCCUUGCAUGACGUUGGAGAAACAGUCCCGAAGGCCGGGGUGACGCCAAGUAAAAGCACAAGCGCGUCCGCGAUCAUGAACGGAGGCAAACCGACCACCAAGAGCAAGACGACAUAGCCAGGUCCCCACAGGGGUUGUGACUCGCUCGUCCUGAGCCCAGCUGAGUGACUGAGCUUACAGACGUUGCUGCUCCUGUGGCUGAGGAGCAGCUGGAAGGAAGCGAACGCUGGCUCUGUGCUGUCUCGAACUUGGUUCCAAGUGGAUAGAUCAACCUGUUGCGCCCCCACAACAAGAAGACACCUGGACAACCAGCUCAACUCAGACCAUGGAAUGCCCUACCAGAUAUGGAAUGCCUUUUUAAUAUCUUUUCUGUGACUGUGACACUUCAUGUGAAUGACAUACUUCACAACUACACUCGAUACCUUGCCUGCUGACAGCUACCCAUAAUCCUUUUUGAGUCCCGUUUCAGCGAAAUCCAUGUGUUUAAGUUCAAUUUUGUAGCACAUGAAUACUCUUGAGUAAUUUCUAGUUAGACGCUGUAAACCUGUGCUAUCCUGGAUUUCUCUUCUUCCCAUUUUUACAGGCUACUCGCUCCACUGUCUGUGACCUUUUGCAGGGAUGGUUCCCUCUAAAUCUUAAAUGUUGCAGUUGGCUUAGUCUGGAGAGCGAUCAGGAAAUCAGGAAGACCUCUAAAUAUUAUUACAAAUUGCGUCUAUAGAGAUUAAGGGUGUUGUCCCCGGUUCACACUAUUGAUUAAACACACAUAUACGCUCUGUGCAGUAGCAGGUACCGCGUCCUGAGGUCGGCCGGGUGGGGAGAGAAACGAGUCGAACACAGUCCACGGGGCGCUCUCUAUGAUAUGUGUUUGACCUCCCCCUCUAGUAUCCUGUGUGUGUGUGUGUGUGUGUUUUAUACGUAUCACAAGCUUACUGGUUAUGGUAACAUUUGCCUUGCCCAGCGAGCAAGACCCACUGGUUUUUGAGAAAGUGGGUCCAAAGAACUCUGUAGGCCUUGUAGGCCUGAUUAAGGUUCAUUUUUCAUCGACUAAUCCUCAUUAUUUGGAAAAAAGGAAAAAAAAAAAAGAAAAGAAAAAUCAGUCAUUACAACCUACGAGAAUUGUGCUACCUAAAUCCAUUUCAGAUAGAAUCCUUCCUGUUUUUAAUGAACCAAACUCAAUGCCAUCCCCGGUUUGGGCUGCAUUCCACUCAUAGUCAGCAGAGCAUGGGCAGGCGGCUGUUGUGUUCUCUUCUGCGGCAGCAAUGCAAACGUUAGUUAUAAAUUAGACUUUACUAUUUUUGGUGUUUAAUGACAAGUUUUUAAACUGGACACAUUAGGAAAAAAUAUUUUUUUGAGCUCAGCAUGCUGAGUCAGGUACUGUGUCUUUCACCGGUCCAUGCCUGUCACUCAGCCCCCCAGGGCCCAGGUCGCCCGCAGGCUGGGGGAGAGGUGCCUUGCCAUGAUCUCAGAAUGCAGUCUGUUCAAUGACU
Messenger RNA from Manis pentadactyla (Chinese pangolin), 2942 nucleotides. It is a transcript of the gene FGF14, whose product is annotated as fibroblast growth factor 14. Gene Ontology annotation, molecular function: fibroblast growth factor receptor binding; growth factor activity. Gene Ontology annotation, biological process: regulation of cell migration; positive regulation of gene expression; fibroblast growth factor receptor signaling pathway. The record is from RefSeq and is a predicted model, not a curated record. The transcript has 5 exons. Bases 814 to 1572 code for a protein of 252 amino acids. Gene Ontology annotation, cellular component: cytoplasm. Lineage: Eukaryota; Metazoa; Chordata; Mammalia; Pholidota; Manidae.